CGUUGUGUGAGAGUGUGUUGUUUGUUUAUUUUUUAUAUAAAAUUAAUAUUUUUGACCACAAAAUCUUUCAUAGCUCAGUGAAAUGGUUUGAAAGUUAAACCCUCUAUUAUACUGAGAAUACUAGUUCAAAUUUAACAAUGGAGCGCGGUAAGCUAUCCUCCGCCGGCCGUGGAGGUAAAAGCAAAGCUCCACAGCAUCCUCAAGAUAUAUUUGCCCUGGGCAGCAAAUCAACUGUUGUCGUCUCCAGAGAUUCUGAAAAACGAAAUAUACAUAAACCAUCGACCAGCGGUGUCGCAGAAAGAAAACGCGAGGGCUCUGGGUUUGGCAGCCAACCACCUAAUAAGCGGUCCAGAAUUGGCUCACCAGCUGAAGCAGUAGCACCCACAUCAUUAGAAAUAGAUCCUGUUGAUCUGGUGCCCAAUGUUUUACAAGCUUUGGACACCCAUAACUCCGAUAAACUUUUGGGUCUCUUAACAGGCUCUAUCCGCCUCUUAAAGUCACAGCGUUCCAAACCGGACCUUAUCCUCUGCAUGAGUAUGUUGUAUUUGACCAAAAUACGGCCAAACAUGUUUGCACAUGAGGUAGUCACGCAGACUCUUUGUACCCUACUGAAGAGGGAGCAGGGUGCAGCAUUUAAGAGCAAAGGCAACCCAUUGGUAUUUGUGCUGGCCUGUAAUAUGUUGUAUGCUGGUCAUAAGGAUAGUAAUAACUGGCCAGAUACAUUCAUUAAGGUAUACUUAGAUGAUGCACUGAAUGAGAGAUGGUGGGUGGAUUGCUCUUGGUGCAAGUGUCUGGUUGAUAACAUAGUGACUGCGUUUAGCACUAAACAGCCUCCACCGCACCUCAUACCGUCUGAUAAUACACUGGGUACAAUGUCUCCAUCAGGUUCAGGGUCGCCUCUCAUGGGGAGCACCGAGGAAGAUGCUGAUAAUGCAGAGCUGGAUUACUCCGUGUUUCCAAGAUACUCCAGCAGCUACGAAACCGUAGAAGCUCUGGUGUUGGAAGCGAUCAAAGAGCAGAUACAGCGCCGCGCGGCGCCCGACGCGAUGGGCAAAGGUUUCCUCAAGUUGCUCUCCGCUACUUGUGGUUUUCCUGAGAUCCGCAUGAUAGCCGCGUCCCGGCUGGAGGGCUGGCUGCACUCGGGCAAGACGUGGCGCGCGGCGCAGGAGCUGCUCGCGUACGUGUGCGCCAACGCGUGCGCGGCCGGGCCCAGCGCGCCGCGCGACCACGAGGUGCUGGCGCAGCUCGCGCGCAUGCGCCUCAAGACCAAGCCGCUGCAGAACGCCUACCAGGCGUGCCUUAGGGAGAUGGUGUCGGAAAGUCCGGCGCUGCUGCGCAGCGUGGUGACGCACACGAUCUACAACGAGCUGUCGAACGUUCGCUCGCCGAACAACAUGGCGGUGCUCGCCGCGCUCAUACACGCGCAGCCGCAGCUCGUGCCCGCCGCCAUGGCGGAUACUUAUCAGGAGCUGCUGCUGCGCACGGAGGACUACCUGCGGCCGCUGCGCGCGCUCACCCGCGAGUGCAUCCGCGCGGCGCGCUCCGACGCGCAGGCGCUGCUGCCGCUCGCGCGCGCGCUCGCGCAGCCGCCGCCGCACGACCCGCCGCAGGAGAUUCGCGAGCGCGCGUUCCUGGCCAUCGCGGACCUGUUCUGCUGCUGCUGCCUGGUGACGGCGGCGCAGCGCAUAAUGUUCGUGGAGGGCGCGGAGGUGUACAGCAAGGCGGACAACUGGCCGGCGGAGUCGGAGCGCGCGCUCACGUACCGGCUGUGCUGCGAGGCGCCGCUCUCGCAGAACACGCUGCUGCGGCUCAUCUUCAUCGGCCUCUCCAAGGAUAUCCCGGUGUCCCCAGCGGAAGUGUUCGAGCUGAUCGAGCAGCUGGUGAGGCGCGCGUGCGCGCUGCCGCCCGAGGACAGCCCGCUCCAGGUGGACAAGCUGGAGAUAGCCGACUACAUCUUCCAGCUGUGCCAGUUCCACCCCCCGGACAAUAUCACCCUGCCUGCUGGUUACACGGCGCCCUCGCUGGCCAUCACGUCGCUGUACUGGCGCGGCUGGCUGGUGCUGACGAUGCUGGCGGCGCACAACCCGCACCAGUUCGCCGAGCGCGCCGCCGCCGCCUACCCCACGCUGCGCGCGCUCAUCGAGUGCUGCAUCACUGGCAAGCCGUCGAUCGAGUGGGUGUCGGGCGCCGCGGAGGCCGAGCGCGCCGAGGCGGAGCGCGCCGCCAUCCUGCAGCUGGAGACCCACCUGGCCGCCGCCAGCGCGCCCGGCAAGACCCCGCCCCCCAUCACCGACCACUCCUCCAGGCUGCUGGCGCAGCUGACGCUGCUGGAGCCGGGCGGCGCGGCGCGGCGGCCGCCGGCCGGCGUGGCGGAGGCGCUGCAGACGCUCAGCUCGCAGCUGCGCCUGGGCCGCCUGCUGUGCCGCCAGCCCGCGCUGCUGCUGCAGCUGGUGGAGCGCCACGGCACGCGCCGCGCCAUGCCCUGGCUGCACCAGCUGCUCAAGCACGACCGCCUCGAGCUCAGCGUGCUCCCCGUGCAGUGCCUGUGCGAGUUCCUGUCGGCGGGCGGCGCGGGGGGUGCGGGCGGGGCGGGCGGGGCGGCGGGCGAGGCGAGCAAGGCGGGCGAGCUGUGCGCGCACGUGCGGCGCACGCUGCAGACGGAGGAGGGCGCGCGCGCCGUGCUGCACUACUACAUGCACCGGCUCGCGCACGCGCACGCGCCCACCAGGGCCUCCGCCACGCGGGGCCUUAAAUUAGUAUUAUCGACAUCGGACGACGCGACAGAGUUGGACUACAAUUCUGACGUAAAUCCUGAGUCGUGGCUGCCGCUGCUGCCGACGCUGCGGCACUGGGAGGCGCUGCGCGGCGAGGCGCUGCGGCGCGUGCGGGCCGCGCUGCUGGUGGAGUGCGAGCCGGCGCACCUGUCCGCCUACCUGGCCUUCCUCGCCGAGCAUUGCGCGCCCGACGAGCUCACCGACACCGUGCUGGACCUGAGCCAGGUGCUGAUGGAGCGCACGACGGUGAUGGCGCACGUGCUGCCGGCCGAGCGCGCCGAGCGCUGCGCCGCGCGCCACCGCGCGCUGCACGCCGCCACCACCAUACUCUACACGCACUUGCGGCAGGUAUUAUCGAUGGGCGAGCAACCGGAACCUCCGGAACCGAUGGACGAAUCGGAAGAAGGGGCUAGCACAUGGAGUGGGGGGGAGAAGGUCACUCUACAGUGGGCCAACGGCAGACGGGCCACGCUGCACGUAGUCAUUGCGCAUGCGCAUCUGAAGCUCUUGUGUUAUGGACCAUCGAUGUUCGAUACGAACCAGGAGAUGUACACGUGGCUGCAGAGCAUGUGGGUCGGGGCGGAUGCGCCUGAGACACUCAUUGGAGAGUCGCCUGAAGAAGGCGUGCUGCUACCGGACUGGUUACGGUUGCAUCUGGUGAGGUCGGCGCGGCCGGCGCUGCUGGAGGCGGGGCUGCGCGGGCUGCCCGCACACAAGCUGGCGCUCUUCAUACAAACUUUCGGCAUGCCCGUCGCUUCCAUGAGCGCGCUGCUGAGCGCGCUGGACGCGUGCCCGGUGAGCGCGGUGGUGCGGCUGGGCGUGGAGCGCGGCUACAUGGCGCAGCUGCUGCGCGUGCAGCGCGCGCGCGGCGCCACCGGCGGCGCCGCCUUCGCCGCCGUGCUCAAGCUGCAGCGUGCGCACGCGCCGCCCGACGACACGCUAUUUGUCGAAGCAGCCUUGCCAGAGGAGGCCUGCGAGGCGUGGGACUGCGCCCCCGAGCCGUCGCGUGCUACCUCACACGCCGCGCUACUUGCUACUGCAUUCGCUGGAGCUACUAGCUACAGCGGCGAUCUGGAUGCUGGCUUCACACAAUUAAACACUCAAAUCCUCGAAGAGGCGCGUACCGGCGGUGGUCCAGCCACCAGCGCGGCGCUGGACUUCCUCCGGGGGGUGGCGGCAGCGGCGGCUGGCGGGGGCGCUGCGGACGCGCUGUGCGGCGUGCUGGCGCGCCCGCACUACGCGGCGCCGCUCGUGAGGAGCUUGCUGUAUGCGGCGCCCAGGGGCCUGCCUGAGAUCUGUAACGCUCUGCUCGCACGCACGAGCUACGUGCGCGGGCCCGUGUGCGACGCGCUGCGGGCGGGUGCGGGCGCGGGUGCGGGCGCGGGUGUUGGCGCGGGUGCGAGUGCCGGCCCGCUGCCGCACUUGCCGCCGGCUGCGACCAAGGAGCAGAUCAUUGCUGCGUUCGAGUCAGCAACCGCAAGCACGUUAGAGGAAAUCGGCAACCACAUCAUCGAGACGCAGGACACCCAGGUGGUGGUGGACGCCAUCUCGCAGCUGCUGCAGAACAACCAGGACGGGAAGUACGAUCUGAUAAAAGAGGAGCCAGGGAGGGCAGGUGCGCCAGCGUCAGUGCUGUCGGGCAGCACGCUCGGCUGCGGCCUGCUGCUCGACUGGCUUGCUGAGCUGCAUCGGGAGACGUUGUGCAAACUGAUGCGCGUGAUGUUCGUGAGCGGCGGCGCGCGCUGGCGGCCGCAGCUGGUGACGCUGGUGGCGCAGCGCGCGUCCUGGCGCACGCUGCACGCCUGCCUCGCGCACCUGCUCACGCCCGACGGCAAAUGGGCCGCCCGCGCCGUGCUCGAGUUCGCGGAGACGCUGGUGAACAGCCCGCGCAUCUGGCAGGGCCGCGACCGCGCCACGCCCAAGCACCACGCGCCCGACGACACGCUGCGCCUCACGCACGAGCAGCUGGACGUGCUGAUUCGGUACGUGGGCUCGGAGGCGUGGGAGGUGCAGCAGGCGGAGGGCAUGGAGGGCGCGCGGCGCCGCAUCGAGGCGCGGCUGCCGCUCGUGCUGCGCUGCUGCGGCGCGCCGCACGCGCUGCUCGCCGCCGCGCUGGCCGCCGCGCAGUCGCACCCGCUGCUGCUGCUGCUUCUUUACAUGAAGGUGCCCAAAGUGCUGCAGGUGCUCCGCGAGAGCUCGGAGCGUCCCAGCGCACAAGAACUGAAAGUGGGCGGUGAGGAGCUGCGCACAGCUGCGCGCGCGUCGACGAGCGCGACGGACCGCGUGUCGCACGCGCUGCUCACUGCGCUCGCGCACCACGCGCCGCACGCGCACGGGAAGGACCAUUCGCAUAAGGCGUGGCGCAUCGAGUCGGCGGCGCGCGCGGUGUGGGCGCGCGUGCAGGGCGCGGGCGAGCGCGCGCUGCCGCUGGCCGGCGCGCUGCUGCGCGGCGUGCGCGCGCGCCACCACCACCACCUGCUCGCCGCGCUCGAGAUGCUGCCCGACCGCGAGCUCUUCGCCGCGCCCGCCAGCGCGGAGAUCCACGGCAUCCUGGAGUGCUUCCUGACGAGCCACCCCGCGCUGAGCAGCGUGGUGAGCGGCGAGGCGAGCGCGAGCGCGGCGCCGCCCCCGCACGCGCUGGCCGCGCUGCAGCGCCGCCGCGCGCCGCCCGACGAGCUCACCUGGCUCGUGCAGGAGGUGGAGGCGUGGGGCGUGCGGCGCGGCGGCGCGUGGGGCGGCGCGCGCGCGGCCGGCGCGGUGGCGCGCGCCGUGGCGCCGCUCGCUGCGCACGCGCACGCGCCGCUGCGCAGCGCCGCGCUCUCGCUGCUCGCCAAGCUGCUGCCCGCCGUGCCCGACACGCAGCCCGGUCUCCAAGCGAUCCUCGAAUGCCUAGAGUCCCCCAACAUGGAGGUGGUGCUGAGCGUGCUGGACCGGCUGCCGUCCCUGGUGGUGGGGCUGCAAGAGCACGGCGCAGUGCUGCUGGCGCGCCUGUUCGAGCUGGGCCUACGCUCCAGGGCUCCGGUGGACACGUGCCUCGCGAAAUGCGUUGCGGCUAUCAACUUACAGCGGGCGUGUUAGGGGAGGUAUAGAGAUGUGUUUACAUGGAGGGGGGGCCUGGGUGAAGUUGUGGAGAGGAGGUCUAAUGAUUGACAGAACAGAUGUACUGAAUGUGUUGAGCGAUCAUCCAAUGAAUUAGGAUUAAGCAGAAGUCUAUGUUAUGGGAAACAACAUAAAGUAAGAAAGGAUGACGAAGUUUUGUUUUGUUAAGUUGUAUAUAAUAAAUUCGUAAAAAU
Zerene cesonia (dogface butterfly) is the source of this 6067-nucleotide messenger RNA. It is a transcript of the gene IntS1, whose product is annotated as integrator complex subunit 1. The record is from RefSeq and is a predicted model, not a curated record. Lineage: Eukaryota; Metazoa; Arthropoda; Insecta; Lepidoptera; Pieridae. Gene Ontology annotation, cellular component: integrator complex. The transcript has 37 exons. Gene Ontology annotation, biological process: U2 snRNA 3'-end processing. The coding region runs from base 138 to 5852 and encodes 1904 amino acids.